Messenger RNA from Cokeromyces recurvatus, 2108 nucleotides. RefSeq lists its product as uncharacterized. Lineage: Eukaryota; Fungi; Mucoromycota; Mucoromycetes; Mucorales; Mucoraceae. The coding region runs from base 98 to 2044 and encodes 648 amino acids. The transcript has 3 exons. The record is from RefSeq and is a predicted model, not a curated record.
AUAAUGCUUUUUUUUCUUCUAAUAACUUUUUAUUGAAUGAUUGUUCGUAUUGUAUAGGUACCAGGGUCUUGAUAAUUUAUUUGGACUAUUUACAAAAAUGGAUGCAGCAUUUCAAACAAAAUGGUUAAAGCUGCUUUCAUAUUUAGGGCCUGUGUUUAGCUACUUUGUUGGAUGUCUAUGGGAUAAGGAGGAAUUUGUUCGCUCAAAAGCCUAUGCGUUGAUAAGAACACUUGGAACUUUACACUUGCGUUCUGCCUUCCGUUGCUGGGAAGCCUACUUCUUAACAGCUACAGAUAGACAAAGAAUGCCGCUUAUUAGUUUAAUGAUACAACUUAAUGCUUUAUUCCCAGAUUGGCAAGUUUUGCAAUGGGAGUCACUUUUAGAGGCUUUAGAGAUGAAAACAACUGUUGAAAUGAUAGAUGAAUAUACACAUCCAAUAUCUACUGAACCUGAUAUGAUAAAAGAGGACAUGGAUGUUUCUGGUGAUGAACAUUUCCAUAGUCCUCAGGAUGAUGAGACAGCUCAAUCAGAGAAUGUAAAAGUGUUGAUGAUCACGCUUGCGUUACAGAUGCUAAGCAAGCACCUUAGUGUUGAGCCUACACAAAUAUAUAGACUGAAAUUUGUUUUAGUACAGUAUAUGAAUUUCCAAAAUUGUCAGUUGAUUAAUAAUGGUGGCGAUAUUACUGUUGAAUUUGGUAUUUUGAAAUAUAAUCCCAGAAACCCUUCUCAAGUAGCAAUGAUGACCGCAUGCAUUAGAGGUUUAAAAAAGAUUAUGGAUAGUUUUGCUCCUUUAGCAGCCGAAACAGUAGCCAGUAUGGCCUCUGAAUCGUUAGAACAGAAUAAAAUGAAUUUGGCAGAAAAUAGCAGCCCGGGUGUUCAUUUCAUUGAUGUUGUACUUAAAAUGAUGAAUUCUGGCAUUGAAUUAACUAAAUUAGGACACUUAUUACUUAAGGCAUGGCUUGAAAUUGUAUUGAUUAUUGUGUAUAAGCAUGACAUUUUAGAUAGAGAAUAUGAGCAAAGUAUUGUAGCUUGUAUGAAACAAGUAAUUGAACUCUUAACAGAAGAAAUUAGUGAAGAAAAUAAGUUACUUAUUUUAGAAAUUUUGAAAUGUCUUUUACGACGCUCUGAUCAUUUAACGGCAAUGGUACUCUCUAAACAAAUUUCAGUUUUAGGCAAAUUAAUGACCAAUCUAGGAGUUCGUAACUCUGAUCCAAUUUACUUGAAGGCUAAACAAUUCUUGAAAAGCGCUUUCUUACGUUUUGCUGUUGCUGGUUUAUUUGUACUGAUGUUCAAAAAUCAGGCUGUCUCUGAUUCCAAUAAUGGUGAUAUUGAUUUGUUUUUCAUACUUCGAACUGUCAUUGAUCCUGAGGAUAUAAUUCCAGACGAAGAAAUUCAUGGAGAAAUUGUGUAUCUCCGUGAACAACCUGUUCGUGAUGUUAUUGAUAAAUUAAUGAAGCAACAAAUGGACAGAAAGGCAUUUUCAACUGUUUUGCAUAACAUGAGUCGCUACGUUGAAGAAGUACACACACAUCCUUAUUCAGAAAAUAUACUCAAUAACUAUGCUAGAUUUCUUAAUGCUCUUAUUAAGUAUACAACUGAUUGGCGAAGGUCUGAUUGGAAUAUCAAUCCUGUUUUCACUAUAUCUGCUAUAUUAUUAAAGGAGCAUCCUUAUUAUUAUACAAUGUUAUUACCAUCUAUACAAGCUUUAUUUAAGCAUGGGCUUCAAAAUUGCAAUAUACAAGCUGAAUCUAUUGCUAAACUGAUGGCCGCAUAUUCAGCCAUAGGCUCAAUUCCAGGGAUUGAACCAAAUAAUAUCUUUGUAGAUAUUAUAGUAGCUGAGCUAAAAAAUGCUAUUUUAUUGCCAACAAAAUUGAACAAAGACACUAUUCUAACUUUGCUUGAACUUGUAUUAUGGGAUAUAAAGCCAAUAGGUCAAGAAUGGUAUACCAAAGUUGAAAAGUCAAUAUUAGGUGGAAUAGCUGAUGGAUAUCGUCAUACACCUUAUUUUGAUAGUAAACUUAUUCAUCUCCUUCCUUUUUUGUGAAUUAUUUGAAAAAGGAUUCAACCAGUCAGCAGUUCACGAAAAAGGAUUUCAAUAUUUCUAAUUG